AUGGGUGAAAUGGGCUCGGUUUAUGAGCAAUAUUACACAGGGGGCUGUGCAAAGACAGAGGAGGAGGAAGCCGCGAGCUCCGAGGAAGACUCGGGCUCGUUCCGUGGCGCUGGGCUCUGCAAAUGGUUUAACGUGCGAAUGGGCUUCGGCUUCCUGUCCAUGACCCAUCGUGAGGACAUCUGUCUGGACACACCCGUGGAUGUGUUCGUCCAUCAGAGCAAGCUUCAUAUGGAGGGCUUCCGCAGUCUGAAGGAAGGGGAAGCUGUGGAGUUCACCUUCAAAAGAUCAUCUAAGGGUCUGGAGUCCUUAUGGGUGACGGGGCCAGACGGGGCACAAUGCGUAGGCAGCGAGAAAAAACCCAAGGGUGCCCAAAAACGCCGUUCAAAAGGAGAUCGAUGCUUCAACUGUGGAGGGACAAAUCAUCAUGCCAAAGAAUGCCAACUACCACCUCAGCCGAAAAAGUGCCAUUUUUGCCAAAGCAUCUCCCACAUGGUGGCCAACUGUCCAAUCAAAGCACAACAGUUGUCACCAGGAUCUCAGGGAAAAUCAACAACCUCAACAGGAGAAGAUGAUGACAUGAGCCACACCCCCUUACCUCCCGAGACCUCUGAUUAGUUGGGGGGAAGGUUGUCAGGGAAACACAAGCACCAAUCAAAAAAUGUCAAGCUGCUUUUGGAACUAACUCAGGUUUUUCUUUUUCAAACAGCAGAAAUGAAUGUCAGUCAG
Molecule: messenger RNA, 726 nt
Organism: Rhinichthys klamathensis goyatoka
Lineage: Eukaryota; Metazoa; Chordata; Actinopteri; Cypriniformes; Leuciscidae
Gene: lin28ab
Product: lin-28 homolog Ab
Exons: 4
Coding region: 1-615 (204 amino acids)
Molecular function (GO): zinc ion binding; nucleic acid binding
Source: RefSeq, a predicted model, not a curated record